AUUACUACAUGUUUAAUUUCUUCUCACUAGCUUUUUCAUUCUCUUUCCUACUCUGCAAAACCUUGUUGUGAUUCGGAUUUUCCGGUAUUAAAGUGUGUGUCCUUAUAUUUUCAACAUAAAGAGAGCAAGCAUUAUUUGAUUUCGUAUUCCACACACACAACACAACUCUCUUAUCUCCUCUCUCUUUGUUUAUUUUUUUCAUCUAACUUCUCUCAUUUUCAAAUCUCUGAAUCUGCAUACACUAUAUAGCCUAUAGGGACACUAAAAUGAAGAAAUUUGUACUGAAAUUAGAUUUAGAAGAUGAUAAGGCAAAGCAGAAGGCCUUGAAGACAGUUUCAACACUUUCAGGAAUUGAUGCAAUCACCAUGGACAUGAAGGAGAAGAAAUUAACCGUGGUAGGAACGGUAGAUCCAGUAAAAAUUGUGAGCAAACUUCGAAAAUAUUGGCAAGCCGAUUUAAUCUCAGUAGGACCAGCAAAGGAGCCAGAGAAGAAAGAAGAGGCAAAGAAAGAAGAACCAAAGAAGGAAGAAGAGAAGAAAGAAGAGGAAAAGAAAGAAGAAGCAAAGAAAGAAGAAGAGAAGAAGGAAGAACCAAAGAAAGAAGAAGAGAAAAAGGAAGAGAAGAAAGAAGAAGAGAAAAAAGAAGAAGAGAAAAAGAAAGAGCCAACACCUGACCCUGUUUUAGAAAUGGUUAAAGCUUAUAGGGCAUAUAAUCCUCACAUGACUACAUAUUAUUAUGUUCAAAGUAUGGAAGAAAAUCCAAAUGCUUGUGUGAUUUGUUAAAUUGAAAGUUUGGGAAACAUGGGAGAAAGUUAUGUGUAAAACUCUCCCAACUUGUAAUGGAAUCAAUUUAUCUUUGAUGAAUUAUAUAUAUAUUGGAGAUCAUCACCAAGAAGAGAGAAACUCUCCUAGCUUGUAUAUAAUUUGGUGAUGCCACUCCUUAAGUUGUUUUGAGCUAUUAGUAAUGUGUAGAGAAAAAGGAAUAAAAUUUUGGGAUAUUCGUUUUUGUUUUCAAA
Molecule: messenger RNA, 1015 nt
Organism: Trifolium pratense (red clover)
Lineage: Eukaryota; Viridiplantae; Streptophyta; Magnoliopsida; Fabales; Fabaceae
Product: heavy metal-associated isoprenylated plant protein 39-like
Exons: 3
Coding region: 267-782 (171 amino acids)
Molecular function (GO): metal ion binding
Source: RefSeq, a predicted model, not a curated record